This is a messenger RNA of Megalobrama amblycephala (Wuchang bream), 2343 nucleotides long. RefSeq names its product calmodulin-regulated spectrin-associated protein 2-like. The record is from RefSeq and is a predicted model, not a curated record. Gene Ontology annotation, cellular component: microtubule minus-end. Gene Ontology annotation, molecular function: microtubule minus-end binding; calmodulin binding. The transcript has 7 exons. Bases 77 to 1078 code for a protein of 333 amino acids. Lineage: Eukaryota; Metazoa; Chordata; Actinopteri; Cypriniformes; Xenocyprididae. Gene Ontology annotation, biological process: cytoplasmic microtubule organization; negative regulation of microtubule depolymerization.
AUUGUUUGUUUGUGUUGCUGUGACUCAGGACGACCUGAAGGGAGAGGAGGAUAUUGCACAGAAGAAAGCAGCUCUGAUGGAGAAAAGGUUGCGGAGGGAGAAAGAGAUGCAGAUGAAGAAACAGCAACAGGAGGCAGAGAUGGAACAGAAGAAAGAAGCAGCACGAAUGAAAGCGGAAGAGGAUCUUCUGAGGAAGGAGGAGGAGAAGGCAAGACGGGAGUUUAUAAGAAAUGAAUAUAUGAGGAAGAAGCAGCUCAAACUGAUGGAUGACAUGGACAGUGUCAUUAAGCCCCGCCCCCCUGGCGCAAAGCAAAAGAAGCCACGCCCCAAAUCUAUGCACAGAGACAUCAUGGAGUCUCCAAAACCUCCAGCACGGACAGCCACAGGGUCACGGCCUCGUGGAUAUUCCGUGUCCAGCUUAUCACUCGCCUCCCUUAACUUGGCAGACAAUGAGAGUGUCCAAUCAGAUAAGAGGACAUCUAGAGGCAGCAGACUGUCUCCUGGCAGUCUGUGUUUCUUUCUGAGCUCCCCUAAAGGGAGAAAGGGAAGGCCGGAGUCCACAGAGGGCUUUCUGUCACCUUGUCCAUCAGUAAGUGGAAACGGGGAGAACUGGGAGCUCGAGUCAACAACAUCGUCUGCAGCGUCUAACACAGAAUACACAGGGCCAAAGUUAUACAAGGAGCCCAGUGCUAAAUCAAAUAAAUACAUCAUCCAGAACGCACUGGCUCACUGCUGCCUCGCGGGCCGCGUCAAUGAGGGACAGAAGAACAAAAUCCUGGAGGAAAUGGAGAAAACCGAAGCCAACAACUUUCUAAUUCUGUUCCGAGACACUGGUUGCCAGUUUCGCUCCCUGUACUCAUAUUAUCCAGAGGCGGAGGAGAUCAACAAGCUAGCUGGCAUCGGGCCCAAGACCAUCACGCCCAAAAUGAUCGAGAACCUUUACAAAUACAGCUCGGAUAAGAAACAGUUCAGCAAAAUCCCCGCCAAAACUAUGUCAGCUAGCGUGGAUGCCAUCACCAUUUACAGCCACCUCUGGCAGAACAAGAAACAAAACACACCCAAAAAACUGCUCAAAUAAGUUCACAGCUCACUGGCAGAUUUCUGCCUAUCGGACAUUACAGUGCACAUCCUGAAUGUAAUGAAAACACUUUCGCAGGCUUUGUCGGAUGGUCACUUGUGGCGAGUUUGAGACCCUCUGCUCUACAGUCUUUGCAGCACUGAUGGAUGCGCUUUUACGCCAUUUUUAUUUCAAACAUGUUCAAUUUUGUGGCCUUAUGCUUGUUUUGUCGUGUCUUUUAUGCAAUGCUUAACGCACAGUUACUGAGUCAUUUCAUCGUAUGAAGAUACACAAUCUGCUUCUUUUGUGUUUGUGGAAAUGCAGGUGUAAAAGAAUAAUAGGGACAUACUAAACUUGAAGACUAAUUUUUCAGAAGGUCAUGCAGUUGAAGAAGCAUUUAAUGUACUGGAACCUGAGAAACAAACUCUUUUGCUUUAUUUAAUGUCUGUGUUUUUAUAUUUUGGGUAGGAUUCGUAAUUCUUGUUGCACAUCUGCUUCUCCAGAGGAUCGUGUGUAAAAUUAGCUACAGUAAGAGUAGUUCGCUCAAGACUCUUCCUUAAAAAAAAUGAACACACUCAUGUUGCUCUAUAUCUGUCAUGUAAAAGUAAUGAUGGGGCCUUUAACUGAUGAAGUUAAGGACCAAAACAUUAUAGCUUUAGAUCCCUAGAUAUGUUGCUAUCACUUGUGUCACAGCCCAGUGUGCCAUGUAUGUUUGAAACAUACAUUUUAGAGAGACAGAUCAGUUAAGCUGACAGAGUAGUGUAAAAAAAAAUCCAUAUAAAUAAUAGAGAGGAAACACUGAGAUAUUAAAUAUCAUAUAAUGAAGCUUUCAAAGAGAUGGUGAGUAUUAUUGCUAAAUGAUGUUAAAUAAAUCAUUUUUAAUUAUGAAGUGCAUUUUAAAGAGCUGGGAUAUUUGGGCAGGCUGUUGUCUGGUUUCACAUUUUGUCUUCUGGCGCAAAAGAGUCGAAAGAUAUUUGUUAUUUUUACUAAGUGAAGUAAAUCAUCGUUUGAAUUUAUUGAUUCUGUACAGAUAUAGUUUUACAUACUAAGCAUAUUUUUUAAACCAUUGAAUAUUACUGAUAUUUUUCAUAUGAAAAAGAUGUUUAACAGGUCAAAGUAUGAGUCAGUCCUGGCGACGGGACGUGAUAAAAGCUGUUCUGAGUGUUGUUCAUUUCCACACGCUGUCUAAUCUUUUUCCAGGUCAUGUCCGCUGUUUGUUCGUCAUACGCUUUGUCUAUUUGUAUUUGAAUGUUAACCUUAACAUAAAUACAGAUUUACAUCCAAAA